This is a messenger RNA of Tachyglossus aculeatus (Australian echidna), 1781 nucleotides long. RefSeq names its product homeobox D9 (gene HOXD9). Gene Ontology annotation, molecular function: RNA polymerase II cis-regulatory region sequence-specific DNA binding; DNA-binding transcription factor activity, RNA polymerase II-specific. NCBI's taxonomy places the organism in Eukaryota, Metazoa, Chordata, Mammalia, Monotremata, Tachyglossidae. The transcript has 2 exons. The record is from RefSeq and is a predicted model, not a curated record. Gene Ontology annotation, cellular component: nucleus. The coding region runs from base 85 to 1050 and encodes 321 amino acids. Gene Ontology annotation, biological process: anterior/posterior pattern specification; embryonic skeletal system morphogenesis; proximal/distal pattern formation.
UCCCGGGCCGCCGCUGCGGGCGGGGAGCAGCCCGGGCCCGCAGUGUAACCUUUUUUUCUAUGAGGGAGAGAGGGGAGCCUCAAAAUGUCGUCCAGCGGCGCCCUGAGUAACUACUAUGUGGACGCCCUGCUAGGCCCCGAGAGCGAGGAGGUGUACGCGGGCCGCUUGGUGGCGGCGGGGCCUUCGAGGCCGUCAGGUGCGGGCCCGGACGGGGGCGACUUCUCGUCCUGUAGCUUUGCCCCCAAAUCGUCCGUGUUUCCCACCGCGUGGCCCGCCGUGCCCGCUCAGCCCCCGCCGGCCGUGCCCGGGCUCUACCACCCCUAUGCGCCCCAGCCCCACCUGGCCACCGCCGAGCCCGCCCGCUACGUGCGCUCCUGGAUCGAGCCCUUCCCCAGCCUCCCGGGCGGCUCCAGCUCCUCCUCCUCCACCACCUCCUCCUCCUCCUCCUCCUCCUCCUCCUCCACCGGCUCCGGGCGGCUCUACGGGAUUAAGCCUGAAACGGGACCGGCGGCCUCCACCUCCUCCUCCUGCACCACCUCCUCCUCCUCCACCUCCUCCUCCUCUUCCUCCAAAAGGACUGAGUGCGCCUCGGCCCGGGAGUCCCGGGGGAUCAGUGUGUCCGAGUACACGUGCAAUUCCUUCCUGCAGGAGCCCGAGGAGGAGGAGAAGGCGGCCGGGGGGAAAGAGGCUCCCGGAGGCAGCGACCAUCCCGGCCGGAGCAGCCAGCUGAAGGAAGAACAACAGCAGCAGCAGCAGCAGCAGCAGCAACAACCGCAGCAGCCGCAGCCGCAGCAGCAACUUGACCCAAAUAAUCCUGCAGCAAACUGGAUCCACGCACGUUCCACCAGGAAAAAGCGCUGCCCCUAUACAAAAUACCAAACUCUGGAGCUGGAGAAGGAAUUCCUCUUUAACAUGUACCUCACCCGAGACCGGCGCUACGAAGUAGCUAGGAUUUUAAACCUCACAGAGAGACAGGUCAAAAUCUGGUUCCAGAACCGAAGAAUGAAAAUGAAAAAGAUGAACAAGGAGAAAGGCAGCAAAGGCGACUAACCAGGUGCCCGGAAGGUGCCCCCGGUGUGCUUAAAAGAAAAAAAAAAAGCUCUCUGGGCUUCCAGAAACUCUCCACCGAUUCGGGCUUUUGGGGGUUAGAAGUGAAAUGUGGUCUCCUUAAGGUAUUUUCGGAACUCUGUAUUUGCUCGCUGAUGUGUUUCUAAAGUGACUUCCCUCUUCCCCGUCUCCCUCUUCCGAAUGGGUUUGGUCCCCUGGAAAUGAUCUGUUGUGAGUGCACGCUAGCUUUGGGAAACUCUAAUGUGUAAUGUCUGACCUGUUUCUGAAAAGUGAUGUAGUCUAGAUACCCGCUUUCCACAGUGAAGGGGAAGUGUUUAAUCAUGGUGAUGAUAAUAAUGCAAGCAUAUUAAAAGUGCGGUUGCUUCCAUCGACGGCAGCGCUGGGUUGGCCACGAAUUAUUCCGAAAAACCUUUCGCCUCCCUCUUUGCGAUUUUGGUUUCUGCAUCUUGCUGGUUUGCCAUAAAUCCCAGCCAGGGGCAAGAGGAGCCUCCGGUGUUUGUGUUUUGUUUUGUUUCUCAGUGCACUUUUAAGAGGUCGUCUCAUACUUGAAGCGGUUCGCCACGGGCCUAACCUGUUACCGGUCGCUGCACGCCGUCGUUGGGAGCGUGGGCUGCUGUGUACUGGCCAUCCUAUUUUUCUAGCUGAAGAUCAGUUGUAAAUGUUGCCCCGGUUAUUACCAAUAAAGGCUGACCUGAUCACAUGAAAUCACCGGG